Molecule: messenger RNA, 2537 nt
Organism: Phaedon cochleariae (mustard beetle)
Lineage: Eukaryota; Metazoa; Arthropoda; Insecta; Coleoptera; Chrysomelidae
Source: the annotation of a GenBank genome assembly
AAUACAUCAGGUAUCUCUAAAAGUGCCCUACAGACCCAAAGUGUCUUCUCUGCUUUAGUAAAACCAGUAGGUGUAAAUACAAUUCUCUUUAGAGGGGGAGAAAUUCGAUAUGGGUAAUGAGCUGUAACUACCUCGGAAAAUAUCACAUUGCAGAGCAUUUUUAUGAUUGCUUUCCGUAUGUGACUCUCGUUUCAAGACUUCAGUCAACAGUUAAAGACAAUAACGUAGAGUAGAAGAGAUAUUAUUUUAUCUUUUAUUUAAACAAAACCAUAUUUCGUAAUCAGGUCAUAAUUAUUCAUGUGUACAUGUAUUCGAUGACAGUUUGGAGCAUAUUCAGAAAUCGCCAAACUUAGAUGGAGUAGUUGUAAGUGAAAUAAAUUAUCGGUCAUGGAUGAAGAGAAAACCCCUCUGCUUCGUGCAGAACCGUUCCACAUUGCAUCGAUUUCGAGUGUAGGAAAUGAAGAUGAUUCUUUCGAAUCUUCUUCUGUCAAAGUGGAAUCAGUCCGAGUUCCCAUGUAUGGAACUGAUUCUGGAUCAGUGGUCAAAAUCGUUCCAAUCGAAGAAAGAAUUACGUACACAUGGAAUAACUUGAAUGCAUUCACUACUGGUCGUGAAAACACAAAAAGGAAAUACUGGUGCUGUGGAGAAAAUGACGUUGUGGAAAAUAAGCAGAGGAAACAUAUUCUCAAAAAUGUAAACGGUGUAGCUCAUCCUGGUGAACUCUUGGCUGUACUAGGAUCUAGUGGAUCAGGAAAAACGACCUUGUUGAAUGCAUUGACAUUCAGACCAACCAGAGAAAUUGUCGUUACAGGAACCAGAUGUAUGAAUGGAGUUCCUGUUAAUUCGAAAGCAUUAACAAAAGUUUCAGCAUAUGUUCAGCAAGAUGAUUUAUUCAUUGAUACUUUGACAGUCAGAGAGCAUUUGAUCUUCCAGGCACUUGUACGGAUGGAUAAAAAUAUCAAGUAUGAGCAGCGACUGAAGAGAGUUGAAGAAGUACUAUCAGAGUUGACUCUGCGCAGCUGCGAGAACACCCAAAUAGGCUGCACCAGCGGCAACGGCAUCUCGGGCGGCGAGAAGAAGCGGCUGGCCUUCGCCGCGGAAGUCCUUACGAACCCCUCCAUGAUGUUCUGCGACGAGCCGACUUCCGGUCUGGAUUCCUUCAUGGCACUCAACGUCGUGCAAGUCCUCAAGACGAUGGCGCAGGGCGGCAAGACGGUCGUCUGCACGAUCCACCAGCCUAGCUCGGAACUGUACGCCAUGUUCGACAAGUUGCUGCUGAUGAGCGAAGGCAGAGUGGCCUUUAUGGGGUCUCCUCAUGAGGCAGAUGAGUUCUUCAGAGAGAUAAAAGCACCAUGUCCCAGGAAUUUCAAUCCUGCUGAUUAUUUCAUUCAGCUUCUAGCAAUUGUUCCUGGUACAGAAGAAUCCUCGAGACAAGCAGUGGCAAUGAUAUGUGAUACUUUUGAAAAAUCAGAUUCUGGGAUCAAAGUAGCUGUUGAAUCAGCAACAGGGAACAAGUAUCAAGAUGAAAAUGGAGUCGAUAUUUGGUCUAAUGGAGAAGAGAAUUGCCCAUACAAGGCUUCAUGGUGGGCACAAUUCCAAGCAGUACUAUGGAGAUCAUGGAUCAGUAUCAUGAAGCACCCUUCGCUAGUCAAAGUUAGACUACUACAGACAAUUAUGGUUUCCUUGGUGAUAGGAGCAAUUUAUUAUGGCCAAGAGAUCAAUCAGGAUGGCGUAAUGAACAUCAAUGGAGUACUAUUCAUAUUUCUGACGAACAUGACUUUCCAGAAUGUAUACGCUGUUAUAAAUGUAUUCUGUUCGGAACUUCCAAUUUUUCUUCGCGAACAAAGAAAUGGGAUGUACAGGACUGACGUUUAUUUCUUGAGCAAGACACUGGCCGAACUACCAUUCUUUAUAGUAUUACCAUUCCUCUUCACUUCGGUAUGUUACUUCAUCAUAGGUCUGAAUAGUGACAUGAGUAAAUUUUUAUUUGCUUGUGUCAUUGUGAUAUUGGUUGCGAAUGUUGCUACAAGUUUUGGAUACAUGAUAUCGUGCCUAUCAGCAACCUAUUCUAUGGCACUGUCACUGGGUCCGCCAUUGAUUAUACCAUCUCUCCUCUUUGGAGGGUUCUUCCUCAAUAUCAAUUCGAUUCCAGUCUACCUGAAAUGGGCAUCCUAUCUUUCCUGGUUCAAAUAUGGCAAUGAAGCUCUGUUGAUAAACCAGUGGGAAAACAUAGAAGAGAUAGAAUGUCCGAUUGGCAAUUCCACAUGUCCCCCAAACGGCAGAGUGGUAUUGAAAAUGUUCAAUUUUAUGGAAGAAAAUCUAUAUUUUGAUGUUAUUUGCCUAUUUUGUUUGAUUGUUAGUUUCCGCCUAGUCGCGUUUUUUGCUUUGUUACGCAAGACCUAUAAAUAGGGAAAAUCAGUGUGAUCUGGAAAUUGGAGAUUAUACUUUGAUGAGUCUCGAUUUCUCCUUAUUCUAUAAAAUAAUAAAAUGUUAUGACAAUCCUUUUUUUAUUGAUGCUCAAUGCUUCAAAACUAUGG